AUCGACAGAAACUUGUCAUUUGGCAGUCGCUUAGAAGACAAGAUGUCUGACGAGGCUGUCAAGGACGCACAGGCGGCAAUGGACCAGCUGCAUGUCAGCAAUGGCGAUUCAGAGACAGAAGAUGAGCGUGAACGGAGAGAGUUCGCCGAGUGGGCAGAGAAGGAGGGAGUGCCAACCAUGGACCAGCCCUUUAUCCAGAAGUAUCUCGAUGGCAGAGACGCGCUCAUUGCCCAGGAGAAGCAGCGGCGCAGCGAUCACAUUUUCCGAGAAGGCAUGACCCCCAUGCAAAACGAAGCCGCUGCAAUCGUGGCUGCGAUCCGUUUCUCAGAGCAGAAUACGCUGUGGCAGCCAGGCUUUGAAGACGACCUCGCCAAGACGACGGACCAGCCUAUCUAUCCUGGUAUGAUGUUCUCUCUGGCCAAGGAGCGCAUGGAGUCCAGUAAACUAUGGCAAAUUGUGAGGAAGAUGCCGAAAGGCGCGCUACUUCACUGCCAUUUGGACGCCAUGGGCGAUCUCGACUGGCUAGCAGAAACCGCUCUCACAACACCAGGGAUCUGUAUAACGGCUUCGCACUCCAUGCACACUGCACAAAUCCGCACAGAUCACAUGCUACCUUUCAUAUUCAAAUUCGCCAGGAAGGAAUCUCAAUCAGAAGGGCCUCCUAUUUGGUCCGAGUCGUACAAGCCAGAUGAUCUGAUACCUAUCACUGUCGCUGCGGAGAGCUUUCCCGACGGCGGCGUUGAGGGCUUCAAGCAGUGGCUUAAGUCAAGAGUGUCACUGUCGCAAAAGGAUGCUAUCUCGCACCACUUGGGACCUGGCGACAUUUGGGACCGAUUCAAGGCCUGCUUUCCAAUUCUUGUCAGCUUACAUCACUACGAGCCUAUAUUCAGGAAAUUUAUUCGCCUUAUGUUAAAGGGGCUGCACGACGAUGGCGUGAGGUGGGUUGACAUCAGGCACGUUUUCCGUUAUCCAUUCUACAGAGAUGGCUCAGAGACGCCUGAAGAGGACUAUAUGUACUGGUUUGAGGUACUUGAAGAUGAGAUUGAGGCAUUCAAAAAUUCAUCAGAGGGCAGAGGAUUCUGGGGUGCAAGCGUGAUCUGGACUACAAUUCGACAAUUUGGAACCAAAGAUGUUAUUGACGACAUGAAGCAGUGCAUCGAGCACAAGCUCGCGUUCCCGGAUAGCAUCCUGGGCUACGAUUUAGUUGGGCAAGAGGACGCUGGACGGCCAUUGCAAGACCUCUUGCCUGAGUUGUUCUGGUUCAAGAAACGGUGCGCUGAAGAAGGCGUAGACAUUCCAUUCUUCUUCCACGCUGGAGAAACGUUGGGUGAUGGCGACGAAGUAGACGAGAAUUUGUUUGAUGCAGUGAUUUUGGGAACUCGGAGAAUUGGUCAUGGUGUGUCAUUGCAGAAACAUCCGUUACUGAUUGACAUGGUCAAGGAGAAGAAGAUUCUUGUCGAGAGCUGUCCAGUCAGCAACGAAGUUCUGCGGUAUACUGGCAGCAUCAUGUCACAUCACCUGCCCAGCCUUUUGGCACGAGGUGUGCCAUGUGCCCUGGCAAAUGACGAUCCAGCAAUCCUCGGACAUGGCACGAACGGCAUGACGCACGACUUCUGGCAGGCUCUACAAGGCUGGGAGAACUUGGGACUUGCUGGACUGGGCAGCUUGGCAGAGAACAGCGUGCGAUGGGCAAACUACGAAGAGUGUUCGGCCAAGCAAUGGCAGCAAGAAGUCAAGGAGGGCAGUUUCGGCAAGAGCCUACGAGCGAAACGACUGAAGGAGUGGCAGGAAGAAUUCGAAAAGUACUGUCAGUGGAUCGUGUUGGAGUACGGGGCUGAGACAGAUAUGGAUACGUUGGACUAGACGAAGACAUACGAUCAAUGGAUGAUUGGAUGAGAGACGAGAUAUGCAAGACAGGGCAUGGCAGAAUAGAAACGGAACUGUAAAACGUGAAUGCCUAUAUCGUACAGAGGCCACACUGUCGGAAUGGCGG
Cercospora beticola is the source of this 1993-nucleotide messenger RNA. RefSeq lists its product as uncharacterized. Gene Ontology annotation, biological process: inosine biosynthetic process; adenosine catabolic process. Gene Ontology annotation, molecular function: adenosine deaminase activity. NCBI's taxonomy places the organism in Eukaryota, Fungi, Ascomycota, Dothideomycetes, Mycosphaerellales, Mycosphaerellaceae. The record is from RefSeq and is a predicted model, not a curated record.